CCUGCCCUGCCCAAACCAGCCCCGGUAAACGUUAACAGGCCGCGGGGAGGCGGGAGGCGUCCGGGUGAUUCAUCCACGAGGCAUUUAAUCGCCUCCUUCAGCCCAGCUCCCGUCCCUCGUCCGUCCGUCCGUCCGUGCGCCCCUUCCUUGCAGCGGGGCUCGCUUUAAUUCUCCACCAGCCGAUUAUCCGCUUGACUGCCCGCCGCCGGAGAGGCACCGGAUCCCGGCGGCAGCGGGAGGGCGACGGCACGGGGCUGCCACCGAGCCGUGCAGCCGGGCGAGCAGGGCUUCCCCUCCCUUUCCCGGCAAAGCGGGGUGCAUUCCCGCCCCGCCGGGAUUAGUCCUGGCAUAAAUAGUCUUCUUGGCUAAUGGAGCGUCUUCCUCGGCUGGGUUUAGAUUCCCGGGCUGUGUGUACGCAUGCCUUCAGCCCGCAAAAGUCCCCGACAUAAACAAGGCUGAGGCCGAGGGAUGCCGGGGGGACGCGGGAGGACCGGCGCAGAUCUCCGGCCUCGCCACCCGCAGCCGCUCUGCUGGAACAUCGCGGCUCUCUCACGUCCGGUGAAGGACGGGAGGAGAGGAACAGCCCUUGGGGAAUAGCGAGUCCGGAGCUGCCGGGGCUGGAACGAGGAAGCGGCAGAGGAAAAGGCAGCGAGCAGCCAAGGGAGCAGAUGGGGGAUUGCAACAGAGCGGUGGAGCGGCGGGAUCAGGCGCGGGUCACACUCGUCCCUGUCCCGCCUGGAGCUUGUUCCCAAACCCUCCGGACCCCGCGCGUCAAGGAGGAAAGGAAGCAGGAGAACGGGGGGAUGCAGCACAGGGGCCACGGGGGCAGAUUUUAUCCACUCGCUGGGCAUAUCCCCCCUAGGAAGCAUCCCUGGGGUCCCCUCCCCAUGGCACUGUUCUCCCGGGAUGAGUGAUCUGGCAUGGGAUGGGGACGAGGGCCACGAGCCGGGCUCUCCUCAGCCACUCCGCUACCAAAUAAGGCCUCCGCCGAGCCUUUUACAUGCCGUUCUCGCCGGCCCAAGUGACGUGACCGCCUUCCCAAAUUGUUCCGGCUCCUCCGUGGGGAAGCCCCUGGCCCGCAGCUCCCCUGCACGGGGGGGUCCUGCCCGGGGGGACAGGCGAGAGCGGCGGGGAAGCCACCGGGUGCCGGGAGCAGGCGGCGUGAGGGGGGGGCUUUUCCCACCUGGCAGCACCCUGAGUGACCUCGCCGGGACGGGGGCUGCCUCUCCUUCUCUUCGGAGGGAACAGGAGACGGGAAGGCAAGCCCUGCGAGGGGGGAGGCGAGGCACAGUAGCUGGGCAACCCCUUUCCCUGCGCUUGAGCAAACAGCACCGGCUCCUCCAGCCUGGGCUGGAACAAGUCCUGCAGGGAAAAUACCUGCCUGGCACCGGAGCAGCGCGGCUUUGCCGGCAGGAGCGGGCAUCGCCCACCUCGUGUGGCCCUGGCACCUGCCGGCCGUCCCCUCCGGGUGUUCCCCAUGUCCGGCAUCACCGCGUCAGGGGGUCCCCAAGGAUCAGCAGCGCCCUCCGCAUGGAGCCGAGCGAGGGCUGCCCUUUGCCGGCACGGCACAGGCCUUUUCCUCGUGCUUUUGGAAAAGGCAACAGGCCUCCGUGGGUGUCACCCACUGCCGUGCCCAACAGAGCCGCAGCAUCAUCUCCCACACACCCCGCAAGGCCACCCCCAGGGGGAAAAACUCCCCGUUUUUAAGGAAACUUUGGGAAGUUUGAAGCCAGAGCCGCCUCUGGAAUAAGCAAAUGAAGGCAGGCGGCAGCGGGCGGCGGAACUGAGGUGAUUGUUCCCAGCGCUGGCCACCAAGCAGGGAGCCCAGCAGGGAGCUGCUGGAGCAGCCCAGCCGGUGGAGGGUAAGGGAGGAGGAGGCGAUCGCAGAUCGGAAUCUUCCCGCUCUCACCCUCACAAAGUCCAAAUUCCCAUCUCAAGGUCACGGGCAAAACCAGGAACUUUGCGGCUGGAAUGAAGAAAACCAGCUCUCACCGUGGCGGGGUGUGGGGUCGGUCUCCCGUGGGGAUGGGAGCGUUUCCGACAUUUUUGGGGCAUCUGUGCAAAAAGCUCUGGCUGGACAGCGGGUGGGACAAUGCUCACAACCCUUAUUUGGACUCAGCUUUGGGGAAGAGCUGCAGCUCCCCAGCAGCGCUGGAACCCAGGUUGGAAUCGCAAACUGGAAAAAGGAGAGGAAUUUUUGCUGCAUCCAUCUCCAUCUGUGCUGGGACACAACGCUGGACUGUGUCAUACAGCGAUGGAAGGGGAAGUUGUGUACCGCCGGGGACCCUGGCGGGACGGCUGGGAAGCGUGGCGAGUCCCGAGGCUCCAGUAGAACGAGUGGACAAGGCUCAGCUCCGCUCUGGCUCCUCCGGGAGAGAACCCGAGCAGGAGCAGCCUUCGGGGGAAGGGGCGGAGUGUGGCACCGGGUCCGUGGAGCCUUUCCCAGCCCGGCGCCCGCCUGGAUCCGGGAUGCGGGGCCGGGACCCCCGAGGAGCGCGGGGUCACACCGCCCUCUGCCGGCGCGACGGGACGGGUGGCACCGGGGCUGUCCCCGCCGCGACAGCGCUCGUGUGACCCGAGCACCGCACCCCGCACACUCAAAGGGCUGCGGUUCCCUCGGGCAGCGGAGCAGGAGAUAUUUUAUUCCCGAAACGGAGCACGAACAAUAGAGCUAACGAGUGAGAGGCAACAGACUCGAAGCAGGUCCGAGAUUCCCGGCGGAAGAUAAAUAAAUGACACAAACAAGGAAGGAAUGGUGUGAUGGAAGGAAGGACGUGGAGACCGGACUCCUCACGGAGUGUGUAGCGCUUCCCAGGACCAAGCACUGGAAGCAUGAGGUG
This is a messenger RNA of Motacilla alba alba, 2840 nucleotides long. RefSeq lists its product as uncharacterized. The record is from RefSeq and is a predicted model, not a curated record. NCBI's taxonomy places the organism in Eukaryota, Metazoa, Chordata, Aves, Passeriformes, Motacillidae. The transcript has 3 exons. The coding region runs from base 1972 to 2574 and encodes 200 amino acids.